Lepisosteus oculatus (spotted gar) is the source of this 3927-nucleotide messenger RNA. RefSeq names its product chromaffin granule amine transporter. Lineage: Eukaryota; Metazoa; Chordata; Actinopteri; Semionotiformes; Lepisosteidae. The record is from RefSeq and is a predicted model, not a curated record. Gene Ontology annotation, biological process: aminergic neurotransmitter loading into synaptic vesicle; transmembrane transport; xenobiotic transport. Gene Ontology annotation, cellular component: terminal bouton; synaptic vesicle membrane. Gene Ontology annotation, molecular function: serotonin:sodium:chloride symporter activity; xenobiotic transmembrane transporter activity.
UUCCUCCUGCCUCUCCAAUAAAGGGCCUGUGGUCGAAACAAUUACUUCUCUCUGUGACGUACGAGAAGCUGCGGAGCUCGGUGUGUUUUAUUAAAGGUUUGCCUCUUAAAUUAUUUCUUGCAAAAAGGCCAGGCACAUCCUGCAGGCAUUGGAGCUAAUAAAUAGAGGAGGUGGAAGAGGGAACAUCGUGUUGACUUGCACCUGGUGUAUCUCAACAGAAUGCAUUACAAGGUUUUAUAGUUCAUCCAACCAGUUUACUCUGAACGAUGCCCAGUUUCAACCCUCUACGAUGGUUGAAGGAUGGCAGGGAGUCCCGGAAGCUCGUGUUAGUGGUGGUCUUUGUCGCCUUGCUGGUAGAUAACAUGCUGCUUACUGUCGUGGUGCCCAUCAUCCCCAGCUUCCUAUAUGCCACCGAGUACCAGACGUCAGAACAUUCUGUAACCCUGAACGACAGCUCACUUCCAACACAGAAGGCCUAUGAAGCCACCACAUUCUCCUCUGUUUUUUCCUUUUAUGACAACGCAACCUACGUCGUUAGUGACUCUGCUGUCAACGUGUCAGACCUCAUUUCCGAUGUGAAUGUCAACAGCUCUUUCGAAAGGGAGGCCGUGACGUCAGCACCGUAUAACAACUGUGUGAAGAACAGUGACUACCUCGUGGAAGAAAAUGUUCGUGUGGGGCUGCUGUUCGCCUCCAAAGCUUUAGUACAGCUAUUGACUAAUCCCUUUGUUGGCCCUCUGACAAACAGGAUCGGAUUCCACAUCCCAAUGUUUGCUGGAUUUAUUAUCUUGUUCUUCUCGACAAUAAUGUUCGCCUUUUCAGGAACAUACACCCUUCUAUUUGUGGCUCGAGCCCUGCAAGGAUUCGGUUCUUCAUUCUCCUCUGUAGCAGGCCUGGGGAUGCUGGCCAGUGUUUACACAGAUGACAAUGAGAGAGGUGUUGCCAUGGGACUAGCUCUUGGAGGUCUAGCAAUGGGAGUUCUUAUUGGAGCCCCAUUUGGAAGUGUCAUGUAUGAGUUUGUUGGGAAAAGUGCCCCGUUCAUUGUUUUAGCUUGCCUGGCUUUAGUUGAUGGAGCAUUACAGCUCUGCAUACUGCGGCCAUCAAAGAUCUCUCCUGGGAGUGUAGAAGGCACACCUUUAUUAACCUUACUACGGGAUCCUUAUAUUCUAAUAAGUGCAGGGUCCAUUUGCUUUGCUAACAUGGGGGUGGCCAUGCUGGAACCCACACUACCCAUAUGGAUGAUGCAAACUAUGUGUUCUCCAGAAUGGCAGCUUGGUAUAGCAUUUCUCCCUGCGAGUAUAUCGUACCUCAUUGGAACUAACCUGUUUGGCUUGCUAGCUAACAAAAUGGGCAGGUGGGUCUGCUCAUUGAUUGGAAUGGUGAUUGUUGGAAUCAGCCUGCUCUGUGUUCCUCUAGCAAACGAUAUUUAUGGACUCAUUGGUCCUAACGCCGGCCUUGGACUUGCGAUUGGUAUGGUGGACUCCUCCAUGAUGCCUAUAAUGGGCUACCUGGUAGAUCUCCGGCAUGCUUCAGUCUAUGGAACUGUCUACGCUAUUGCAGAUGUUGCUUUCUGCAUGGGAUUCGCUAUCGGCCCCUCCACAGCUGGAGCCAUUGUGGAAGCUAUCGGCUUCCACUACCUCAUGGUCAUCAUUGGCAUUAUCAACAUACUAUACGCCCCUUUGUGCUGCUUUUUAAGAAAUCCUGCAGCAAGAGAAGAGAAAAUGGCCAUAAUAAACCAGGAGUGCCCCAUGCACGUCAAAACCUACAGCACUCAGAAGGCGUACCGGGAGUUCCCACUGAGUGACGCUAGUGAUGAGGAGGAGACUGAAGAGUGACCACAUUCCCAGGGCACAGCCAGACACGCUGUCAUGCAAUCUGAUAUACAGUACUACACUUGAGCAUAGGUGUACUGCACCCUCAAAACAACAACUCUUUGUGGUCUUGCACAGCAAAAACAUUUUGUUUCACAAGAAAACAGACUUGAAAAAAUUAAAAAAACAACCAAAGACUUGCCACUAUAAUGAAUUUGUUCCACUGGAUGUUGGAUGCUGCUUUUCUUGUUUUCACAAACAAAUCAUCUUGCUUUCUCGUUUUAUGUGGAAAGGUACAGUGAUAAAAAGUGAGAGGCUAGCUAAAAAGCAUACAAUUCAGUUUUGCUCUAAAGGAUUUUUUUGUUGUACUUCUGUUUUGUAUUCAGAGGUAGAUGAAAACAACUAGAAGUGAAACAAAACUGAAAUGAAAAUUAAUUUUAUUUCAAUUUCUGGUCCUUAAGGACAACUUCUUAUGUGGUUGGAAGACUUGCUAUAACUACAUUGCGUUUCAGAGGUGCCAGAGCCCAGCCUGACAUACUGUAAAAGCACAAAGCUCAGAGAGCUCUUCAGGUGGGAUUGAGAGUGUUUCCCAGGUCCUUUUAAGAAUCAAUACUGUAGUGUAGCUUGUCCUACAACAUUUGUCUUUUUUUACAUUGUUAGAAUUUUUGCUACAAAAGAUUAUUUUUUCAUAAUUUGGUUUUAAUUCUAAAAUGUACAGAUUAAAAACUUUCCCUCCCUUUGUCAAUGCCUCUGGGGAUUUUAAUCCUUUUGGAUUAUGGAUUGCCCACAACACUUUGUAGUUCAGUUUUUAGACCUAAAUUCAAACCCCUGUGUCUGAAACAAUAACUAAAAGAUUAUUCAUAGGGCCAAAUUUAAUCAAUAAAAUUACAUCUUCUCUUAUUUUGAGAUAAUCUCUUAUUCCUGUGCAGAAAUACUCAAAAGUUACCACAGGACAGUUCUCAAGGACAUCUCUUCAAUCAGUAAAAUCCAAAUCUUUACUGUUCGAUCUAUAUAUUCCAUAUUAUUACUACCUUAACUAGAAAAAUGUUGUAGCCUUCUUCUACACAGCUCCUUUACGUCUUAGCUAUUAUAAAAUCCAAUAUUCUUUCCUCAGUUUCUUUACUGUUUUAGUGUUUCUUUGUAGAUAUUACAAUUUUAUCUUCAGCUGGAGGGUCUAUGUUUUUGCUGAGACUUUUAAUUUCCUUUCUGCACUGGAGCUUGGUCAUGUUUUUAAAGCACAACUUGGUACUUAUUCAAGAGAGAGACAGAUAGAGAGAGAAAGGGAGAAAAUGGGAAAGAUUUGCAUCAGUGGUGUGUUGUUCUUCAAUGCAUCCAAUUUCCAGGUCCCAUAAAUAACAAACAAGCAUCUGGAACAGAGAGCUAGCCUCUGGAGCCUUCUGUAGACAUCUUAUUCAAUUACCUUGGAAAAAGUCUUGCCUUAAGUAGCCUCUGUGGCUGACGGCUUACUGAUUGUACAAGAAUUGGUUACUGUGCUUUGCAAAUAAAAUGCUUAUCAAACAAAAGCUAGAUGCUGAAUUAAUAUUAAUAAUUUAGGGUCCUAAUAUGCUCCUUUGACCUCCCAGAGUAUGUAUAGAAUCUUCCAAAACAAAAUAAAUCCUUCUGGUUUACGACUGUUGCACAAAUUACAGCCAGGAGAACAAUUAAGAGCCAGACAAAGCUGUUUAUGGUAAGGGGAAAGAAGGAAAAUAAAGACGACACAUAUACGUUUACUUGACUGUUGUAUGAGCAGGAGAAAUAUUUGUAGGAUUUUGAUUUUAAAUUUCCUUGAAUUGGCCCUCACUAUUAGCCCUGGCUAGUGUGUCUCUUGUGUUUUCUGUGCAGCCUGAGUGCUUGAUGUAAACCACCACUUUUUCCUGCUCUUGAUAGUCUUGAAUAUUUUACUAGGAGGGUUUUACAAAACACACAAAAAUGAAAUUCACUGUGAUUAUGAAAAUAAUCAAUUUUUCCUUACUGUGUUUGUUGUUUGGACUUUUCCAUGUAUUUAAGUUUCUAUACAAUAGUUCUACAGUACAUAUACUUAUGCAUCUAGGUGGAAAACACCUCAGCCUAUUUGAGUAGAAUGUGUGAGUGCAUUAAACGUGUUCAGUUUCAAAUA